CAUGAUUUUCCAGCACAGAACAGCACAAGCACAAGCAAAUAGUUGUGCUCUGGUACCUUCUACACCCUCUUCCUGUGUCCACCAAGACUCUACAGCACCAUGCUACUGCAGAACAGCACACGCCUGCAGUCGCUGCUCGUCUCUCUUCUGGAGUUCCUGAACGGCACGUCCGCGGGUCCGUUGUCCACCGCUUCGUCUGCUUCUGGCGUCCAUCCGGCGCUCUCCCUGCCUCUGGUCCAGGGUCAGGUCAAAGGUCAAGGCCAGGGCCAGGGCAUGAUCUACAUCUUCCUGGUGGUGGGGCUGUUCAGCUUCUUCACGUUCGGCAUCAUGAUGAUCUACAUACGCUCCAAGAAGCUGGAGAACUCGCAGGACCCGUACCACCAGUACAUCGCCCAUGACUGGGCCACCAGUGCGCACACGCGACCCUCUCUCACAUUCAAGCAGGCGCUGAGAGGGACAGACCCAAGGAAGGACCCGCUGGUUAUCGUCAACCCUACUGCAAUGGAGCGUCUCCCAGGCUGA
This is a messenger RNA of Sardina pilchardus (European sardine), 522 nucleotides long. Its product is annotated as potassium voltage-gated channel subfamily E member 1. Gene Ontology annotation, cellular component: membrane. Gene Ontology annotation, biological process: potassium ion export across plasma membrane; membrane repolarization during action potential; regulation of ventricular cardiac muscle cell membrane repolarization. NCBI's taxonomy places the organism in Eukaryota, Metazoa, Chordata, Actinopteri, Clupeiformes, Clupeidae. The transcript has 2 exons. The record is from RefSeq and is a predicted model, not a curated record. Bases 100 to 522 code for a protein of 140 amino acids. Gene Ontology annotation, molecular function: delayed rectifier potassium channel activity; potassium channel regulator activity; transmembrane transporter binding.